Messenger RNA from Phymastichus coffea, 886 nucleotides. RefSeq names its product fatty acid-binding protein 5-like. Lineage: Eukaryota; Metazoa; Arthropoda; Insecta; Hymenoptera; Eulophidae. The record is from RefSeq and is a predicted model, not a curated record. Gene Ontology annotation, biological process: fatty acid transport. Gene Ontology annotation, cellular component: nucleus; cytosol. Gene Ontology annotation, molecular function: fatty acid binding.
UGCGUAUGUGGGCUUCUGGGAGCGCUCGAACCAACGGCUUUCAUCCGUCAUGCUCCGUACCAUUGCAGUUAGCAAUCUCCCAUUUCGUUUCCGGUUUGAAGCAACAUCGCGUCGUCGCUGGCUGCGAUAUUGUUUCUGUCUCGCAGAUCAGACCGGCUAAAUUGCGUUCGACGCGCAAAGUGCAAGAACGACGACGCCGCUGCGUCAAACUGAUCUACGCCGACACCUAAAUUAAGUUGAAAUAUUCAGAAGAUUGUUUUGAAAUUGGAGAACAUUUGAGACUGAGUAUUGGGUGGUUAAAAAUGGCUUCUCUGAUCGGAAAAUAUCGGCAACAGUACUACAAAUCUAUUGGAGUACAUUAUGUUGCUAGUAAACUUAUGUCUAUGACAAGUCCUAAACUUCAAAUUGAAAAAAAUGAUGAAAACAAGUGGACCAUUCAAACCAGAACGGCUUUAUGUAUAGUAGAAUUAACAUUUAAAAUGGGAGAGGAAUUUCAAGAAAUAAUGAUGCCUAAUGUGGUACUAAAGAAUGUAGCAAGCUUGGAUGAAGAUGGAAGUAUUGUGAUAAAUUCGCAAUCAGGCGAUAUGAAAGUUAUUAGAAAGUAUGAACUCAAAGAUGAACAACUUAUUUUGAGUAUGACUCAUGAGCAGAGUGGACAAGUUUGCAAGCGUUACUUCAAAAAACUUUCUUAAAAAUCCAAGUCGCUUUGCUUCUUAUUAUUAAUAAUUAUUUGCUUCUCAUGCGCAAACAGGAUUGAUCUUGUAAGAUCAGUGAUUACUACAUUUAUAAUAGAUAUAUAUUAUUAAGCAUUGCUUAAAAACUCAUUUAAAAAAAAGUACUUUAUAAAAUGUGUUAGAUUUUGUAACUUUUAGCUUUUUAGCUUUAA